This is a messenger RNA of Sturnus vulgaris (Common starling), 441 nucleotides long. The record is from RefSeq and is a predicted model, not a curated record. NCBI's taxonomy places the organism in Eukaryota, Metazoa, Chordata, Aves, Passeriformes, Sturnidae.
AUGGCCUACCUGCAUUCCCUGCACUACAUCCACAGGGACCUGGCAGCCAGGAACGUUCUCCUGGAAAACGAAAACCUGGUAAAAAUCGGCGAUUUCGGCUUGGCCAAAUCCGUGCCUGAGGGCCACGAGUAUUACAGGGUGAGAGAGGAUGGAGACAGCCCCGUGUUCUGGUACGCCCCGGAAUGCCUGAAGGAGUGCAAGUUUUAUUAUUCGUCGGAUGUUUGGUCGUUUGGGGUGACUCUGUACGAGCUGCUGACACGUUGUGAACCCGGGAGCAGCCCCCCAGCUAAGUUCGUGGAGAUGAUGGGGGUCACGCAGGGGCAGAUGACGGUGCUGAGGUUGAUGGAGCUGCUGGAGAGGGGGAAGAGGCUGCCAGUGCCCAGGGAUUCGCUGCGGAUACUCCGAGCCGACCCAUCCUCCAAUCAGAAGCCGCGUUAUUGA